AUGUUCGCGGUGGAGUACGAAGCGGUGCCGCGGCUGAGCGGAGAGGGGAUGCGAGCGGGGGCGAAAAUCGCGCUGACGGAUCCGUACGUCGGCGAAGACGGAACGAUUUGGCUGGAACGAGCGACGACGGAACUGUUGGGGGGGGUCGUGGAACGGUUAGAGCGCGCGAGAACGCGAGCGAUGGCGGUGUUUGAAGCGCCGAAUCGACCUGGGGUGGGAGAGGGCGAUCGCGUGAAGGCGGCGACGCGCGCGGCGUGGGAGGAGGAGGCGAACGAGGCGCGCGCGCUCGACGGCGCGAGGGACGUCGAGGGCGCGGCGCCGAGGGUGGUGGUGACGCCGAAUGCGGCGCGCGGGGUCGUGCCAGACUCACAAGUGGUGGAUAUUUUGGAGAUCGGCGGCGAGGACGACGCGCUCGCGGGCGACGCGAGGGCGAUGGGCGCGGUCGCGUCUCCGCGGCGAUCGACGCGAUCGAGCCUUCAAGCGUCGGGCGAACCGAUUUUCUCCAGUCGCGAACGAUCGUCUGUGCCGUCGUCGUCUGCGCCCGCGUUAGACGAUCGUACGAUGGCGUUGGUGCAACGCGUGAACGAGAGCGCGGUAAAAGGGCUGUGGACGUACCUCGGAUGUUUACGGGCGGCGCGAGCGUCGCUCGACGAUAAAUCCGCGAUGGCCACCGUGCACGCGUGGAUAACGAGGACUGGGAGGUUAGAAGUUCAAGAGGAUGCCCGCCCGCCGCUAUGGCGAGUAAAGAUUCAGAUAUCCGAUCCCACCGGCGCGGCGUCGGCGUAUCUUCGCAACGCUCCGCUCGACGCCUUCGCCGGAACGACGGCGACGGCGUACGUCGCCGCCGACGCUCGCGAACGAGAGUCCAUCGAAGCCUCCAUUCGCAAGCGUCUCGAAGAGUUUUGCGGUCGAAUCAGGCUCGCGUCGUUGAAAGAAAAGAUCAUGGUGGUGCAAAAGCUCGACGCGCAGCCUACCGGGUUCAAGCCAUCCGUCGUGGGCGCGCUUCGAGCUCGUAAAGCGUACUUGUAA
Molecule: messenger RNA, 1029 nt
Organism: Ostreococcus lucimarinus CCE9901
Lineage: Eukaryota; Viridiplantae; Chlorophyta; Mamiellophyceae; Mamiellales; Bathycoccaceae
Exons: 1
Coding region: 1-1029 (342 amino acids)
Biological process (GO): resolution of meiotic recombination intermediates; double-strand break repair via homologous recombination
Cellular component (GO): nuclear body; RecQ family helicase-topoisomerase III complex
Source: RefSeq, a predicted model, not a curated record